Messenger RNA from Lineus longissimus, 843 nucleotides. RefSeq lists its product as uncharacterized. The transcript is spliced from 2 exons. Gene Ontology annotation, cellular component: nucleus. The coding region runs from base 185 to 784 and encodes 199 amino acids. NCBI's taxonomy places the organism in Eukaryota, Metazoa, Nemertea, Pilidiophora, Heteronemertea, Lineidae. The record is from RefSeq and is a predicted model, not a curated record. Gene Ontology annotation, molecular function: acyltransferase activity, transferring groups other than amino-acyl groups.
UUCAGUGGGGGGGUUUGAUGCACUCAAUCGCGAGCCGGAGACUCUUGCCACGUUUGCACCUAUUCAUUGCGAUCUACACUCCGUUUUCUCGGUGCGACAAAGCGAGCCGCAGGACCUGACCCGAAAGUCUCGCCCACGCCCAGACUCCGGUGCUAAAAUUGUCAAGCUUACCAAUCAAGCCAGAAUGAGUUGUUACGGUGUCCAAAGAAAUACCCGCUCCAAGGUGACUCUUCCAUACCUCCCUGUUAAAGGAACACUGAAGGACGGUCGUCACAUCCAACUCGUCAACUAUGAAGACAAAUACGAAUCAGAGACACAUGCAAUUCUGAAGAAGAUUUGUGACGAUGGGACCAGUUAUCCGCAGGAGUCGAUGGACAGUGUUGAAGACUUUCGCGCUUAUUACUUAAGUCAUGAGUGCUAUUGUCUAGUAGACUCAGACACCUUCGAGGUCCUUGGAGCAUUUUAUGUCAAGCCCAAUUUCCCGGUGAGGUCAUCACAUUUGGCUAACGCUGGGUUUAUUGUGAAGGAGUCUGCAAGAGGAAAUGGAGUGGGCAGAUUCAUGUGCGAGAAAUUUCUCCAGAUAGCACGUGAUCUAGGCUACCUGGCGAGUUUCUUUAAUCUAGUCUACACGAGUAAUGCGGCAUCCGUUUCCCUCUGGACCAAGUUAGGCUUCAGGAAUAUUGGGACAAUACCAAAAGCUGGCAACCUCAAGGGAAUUGGGUUUGUGGAUGCAAUGCAGUUCUACUAUGACUUGACAACAAUUCCUAAAACUGAAAAUAUUUAAUUAUUUGACGACAUGUACAAGGAAAUGUAUACAACACCCAGUACAUCUGGAGUCAUGUU